GAUUUUUAUCCUGGUGGAUGUCCUAUGCGUGGGUGUAGCUGCGCUGCCGUUUAUAAUCAUGACAGCCGUGUUCCAGCCGUUCGAGCGCGGUGUGUACUGCGAUGACGAGAGCAUUCGUUACCCAUACAAAUCGGAUACCAUCUCACACGGCAUGAUGGCCGCCGUCACCAUCUCCUGCUCCAUCAUCAUCAUCACUACAGGAGAAGCCUACCUGGUCUACACCAAGCGUCUCUACUCCAAUUCAGACUUCAACCAGUACGCAGCGGCGCUCUAUAAAGUGGUGGGCACGUUUCUUUUCGGCGCCUGCGUGAGCCAGUCUUUGACAGACAUGGCUAAAUUUACCAUCGGCCGCCCGCGACCAAACUUCAUGGCCGUCUGCGCUCCCAAAGAAUGCAAGGGCUACGUGGCGAACAUCAACUGCACAGGAAACUCACGCAACGUCACUGAGUCCAGGUUGUCGUUCUACUCUGGUCACUCUUCGUUCGGGAUGUACUGCAUGCUGUUUUUGGCGUUAUAUGUCCAGGCACGCAUGGCAUUCAAAUGGGCACGCCUUCUCCGGCCCACGAUCCAGUUCUUCUUGGUUGCGUUUGCAGUCUAUGUAGGCUACACGCGGGUUUCUGACUACAAACACCACUGGAGUGAUGUGCUUGUGGGUCUGCUGCAGGGGGCGCUCAUCGCCAUCCUUAAUGUCCGAUACAUCUCAGACUUUUUUAAGGAGCGCCCCCCUCUCCGGUGCACCGAGAGGGAGGAGAGCGAGGACACCGAGCGCAAACCAAGUAUGCAGAUAGUGGAUUCGGAGAGGAAUAACCAUUACAGCUUAGCUGGGAGUGGGACUGUAUGAGAGACCAUAACCUUUAUUCUGAUGUGUCCAGCAAUCACACCAAAGCCAAACAUGUAAAUAUAUAUAACCACUGGACCGGCUGCAGUGCUGCUCACUAACGAAUCCCCCUAAUUUCUGUAUCCCUGAGGCACCAGUGCAGCUACACUUGAGUGGCACCACUGACUACAGACUCUCUUCCACAUGUGGAUAAAUUCUUAUCGAUAUUUCUGUGUGUGUGUGUGAGUGUGUGUGCGUGCAUGCGUGGGUCUCUCUGUAUGUCUACAAUCUCUAUUCCUUUCUAUGCUAUAGAGGGUCUAUUUAUACUUCUGUAUCGACAUAAUGAUCAUACACCUGACUAAAAGUAUGUCAGCUGUCCUAGAGGAAACUGAUCAUCAAAACUUAAUCAUAAGAUUUUCGUCUUGAUUCAAAAGAGCUGAAUUUCGGAUGACGUUCUUGUUUUAUAGUUUGUGGCACCUUACAAAUCUUAAGCGUCUCAGUCAAAAAUUAUGUCAAUUAUUUAAGCUUAGUGCACACUACACGAUUUUAAGACCUGUUUUUUCUGUCACUGCCAAGUAUAAGGGAGCAAUGCUGGCACCCCUUUAUCUGCAGCUAAAAUGGUCCUUGUCCUAUUGCUCCAAAGUUGCUCCAAAUUUUAGGGGCAUAUUUGAAAGAAUCCUCCAUCAGAUAUAUAGUGAGAGCACUGAUGAGUUGUGGGUGCAUUGAUGAUCAAAAUCUGUCAAAAAACUGGCUUCCAAAGGCAGAGAACACGGGCGUCGUAUGGCACAGCAGUCUUAUGCAUUAGCCCACCAGUGCUUAGAGCUUAAGCUUGUGAGUUUCAAUCUCGGCUGUGCUUUUGACCUAGCCUAGCAAAUGGUCUGCAGGUCAGCCAUUGUUUCUCAUCGAUGCUGCAACUGUGGCCUUUGCUGGCAAGUCGAGGCAACUGCACGAAUCGUAGAUGGUUCAUGAAGGGUGUUGCAUGACUUUCUGUAUGCGCUAUGGCUCUGUCGGGUGAAAAGAGGCAGCUGGCAACGGCACACAUGUUGAAGGGUGCACGUGUUAGUCUCCAGCUCUUCUUGGUCAGAGCGGAGGUGGAGAAAGUGGCAGAGAACUUGUAAUGGCAAAUUGGAACUACAUUGGGAGAAAAAAGGGGGAAAUGAAAGACCACAAAAAAAGACCACAGGGCAGAAGAAGCUGUAAUAAUGGCUACACACAAACUACUUGGCUGUGUCCCAAACCUCAUACUGCAAUACUAAAUAGUAUGUUGAUAUACUACGCACUAAAUCAUAAUUUUAAAUGUCAGUACUCCGGUGGCAGCAUCGCCUUUCAUCCACUUUGUAAGUGCUUCAGUGAGACAGUGAGAGAAAUCAUUUAUUCUAAUCAAUAUAUCAUGCUGAAAUAGAACAUGCACCCUGGUAAUUUUCUCAUCAUGGUUUCAUUGUGUUGUUCUUGUGAUCAUCGCUUCUUUAGAUCAUGGUCUUGUAAACAAGCUAAACCUGCUCCUUGUGGAUUCACAGCAAAUUGAUCUUCCAUGUAUUUGUGCAUUAUUCUGGCAGUCAUUUAAUAAUUCUUGCCUUCAUUUUCCUAGACGACUGAUCACACAAGCAAGAGAGUCGUAUAAUGGAAGCAGUCCAGCGAUUUGAAUAUUAAAGUUGUGUAGUGUGAACUAGGCUUAGAUAAAGAAAAGUAAAUAGUGGCUCGGUCUGUUGGAUUUCAGGACAAUGACGAAAAUGAGCCGAACCACUAAACUGUGUGAGACCGAGCCGGAUCAGUUCCUUCUCAGCGCCGUGCAUCGCGAGUGACGAGACGUUUCACUAUUUUGUUGUUGGUUAACGGGUCUCUGUAGGUUUGAAGAGGUUUUGUAAACAAAUUAGAUCCUGUGGUGGUGAUGACCUGAUGAUUUUCUAACCCUCUGGUUAUUAUGUAAUGGCAGUAGUGUUUUUUAAUGUACACCUAACACUUCCUUUACAAGACUGCACAAUGUGACUAAUUUUUACAUGUUUAUUUUAUGUGUCUAACUUUCUAAAAUACCACUAGAAAACUUUGCAUAUUUGCGACAUAUUACACUUUUUUAAUGCUUUUGUAUUUUUUAAUGUGAAUUUACAUUUAGGGAGUGUUAUUAUCUCACAACUAGAUAAAGUAAAAUGCUGACAAAAUAAGCUUAUGAAUGUAGUUUUGUCUUCUUGCUGUUCGAACAGACAGCAGUAAACAACGGUGAUGCUCAGUGGUGUGUAUCAUUAUCAAGUCAAGUAUGUCACUUAAAGUAAUCUGUGUAACACAAUAUAACAGUGUAUAGUUUUUCUAUGAUCAUGAAAGUUAAAAAUAAAUGAUUAUAAAUAUUUAA
Messenger RNA from Trichomycterus rosablanca, 3161 nucleotides. RefSeq names its product phospholipid phosphatase 2a (gene plpp2a). Gene Ontology annotation, biological process: signal transduction; phospholipid metabolic process; phospholipid dephosphorylation. Gene Ontology annotation, cellular component: plasma membrane. Gene Ontology annotation, molecular function: phosphatidate phosphatase activity. The record is from RefSeq and is a predicted model, not a curated record. Lineage: Eukaryota; Metazoa; Chordata; Actinopteri; Siluriformes; Trichomycteridae. Bases 59 to 841 code for a protein of 260 amino acids. The transcript is spliced from 6 exons.